AUGAAAGUCUCUGUCAUCUAUAGCCUGGCCGCACUUUUUGGUGCUUGUCAUGUCAUCGCUGACUGCGUUGAAGGUCACCGCGAGACAAUCAUCCCAGACUACAUCGUUGCUGGCGUCGAGGUCUGCUCAUUCCACCCUCCCUCCAAGAAAUGCAUCGUCUCCAAGCCCGAUGGAGAAGAUCGCACCAGAUCAGACUUCAUCUACAUGGCCAAGGUUGAGAUCGACGACCCCUUCGUUGAGCCUGAUCCUUUUGCCGAAACCGAUGCAGAGGCCAAGGAAGCUUGCCUUGCACGAGAGGCCGCGCUCGAGUCUGAGCUGGCCGAGUGCAAGGCUACCGCCGCUGCAGCAGGCUCGGGAUCUUCACACCCGAGCUGCGCUCAGUGUGGUAUCUUGGGAAAGAAUGGUCCUGGACCAUUUCUCUCGGCGUCUGAAGACCGAUUUGGCCGCUUGCAAGGCCGGAUGCGCCGCCAUUGGAGACGGUACGCCAUGUCGUUCUUACGCCCAUGA
Molecule: messenger RNA, 507 nt
Organism: Fusarium verticillioides 7600
Lineage: Eukaryota; Fungi; Ascomycota; Sordariomycetes; Hypocreales; Nectriaceae
Exons: 2
Coding region: 1-507 (168 amino acids)
Source: RefSeq, a predicted model, not a curated record